AUGGUGUAUAAGGACCGUGGCCCUUCUGACCCUCCUGGAAGUCCCCAAACCGGUGACCUCAUUGAGAUCUUCAGAUCAGUCUAUCAGCACUGGGCUCUGUACUUGGGCAAUGGUUACAUCAUCAAUCUGGUACCAGUGGGCAAGAUCCGGGUGGAGUCCAAGUCCAGUCUGAAGUGUGUGUUGAGCCGGAAGGCAGUCAUUCGCUUGCAGCCACUGAAGGAGGUUGUUAAGGGUGAUUCAUACUGCAUCAACAACAAAUAUGAUGACAACCACACCCCCCUGCCCAUCUGCGACAUUGCUCACAGAGCCUGGCUCUUCAUUGGCCAUGAGGUGCCCUACGACGUACUGAGCAGCAAUUGUGAACACUUUGUCACCCUACUGCGCUAUGGAGAAGCCGUUUCUGAGCAGGCAACCUGGGCCAUUGAGGCCAUCAAUUUGGUGACAGCAGCUACUGGUGCAUUGUCUGUGCUGGGAAUCGUCAACACCCACUAUCGAAACGGGCUGUUCUAA
Conger conger (European conger) is the source of this 510-nucleotide messenger RNA. RefSeq names its product phospholipase A and acyltransferase 1-like. The coding region runs from base 1 to 510 and encodes 169 amino acids. Gene Ontology annotation, molecular function: glycerophospholipid phospholipase A1 activity; A2-type glycerophospholipase activity. The transcript is spliced from 3 exons. The record is from RefSeq and is a predicted model, not a curated record. Gene Ontology annotation, cellular component: cytoplasm. Gene Ontology annotation, biological process: N-acylphosphatidylethanolamine metabolic process. Lineage: Eukaryota; Metazoa; Chordata; Actinopteri; Anguilliformes; Congridae.